Mytilinidion resinicola is the source of this 614-nucleotide messenger RNA. RefSeq names its product ACN9-domain-containing protein. The record is from RefSeq and is a predicted model, not a curated record. Bases 44 to 451 code for a protein of 135 amino acids. Lineage: Eukaryota; Fungi; Ascomycota; Dothideomycetes; Mytilinidiales; Mytilinidiaceae. The transcript is spliced from 3 exons. Gene Ontology annotation, cellular component: mitochondrion; mitochondrial intermembrane space. Gene Ontology annotation, biological process: mitochondrial respiratory chain complex II assembly; succinate metabolic process.
GCAUCUGACUUCGACGCAUUGAAUGUGAGAGGGGCUCGUAAUUAUGAGGCCCACGACGAGAUUGUUUGCGACUGUGGCUGGGGAGGCGACGAAGUCUCUUAGGCCGACGCAGAUGGCGCUGUUGCCGCCGAUACUGCUCUACCGGCGGUUGUUUAGGGUGCAUAGGUAUCAUCUGCCGCGGGAGCAGCGUUUGCUAGGGGAUGAGUAUAUAAAGGCUGAGUUUAGGGCGCAUCAGAAGAUUGAUAAUCCGGUGCAUAUUAUUGGCUUUCUCACGGAAUGGCAGCACUAUGCGCAAUUGAUUGAAGGAGGGACGUGGAGAGGAGAAAAAAUCGACAAGCAGAAGAUCGAGAAGAUGAGCGACCAACAAAUUGGACAGCUCUACGAAUUGAUGCAGGCUAUUCGAAAGCAAGACCUCAUCGACAACGAUCCAGAGUACGAUCCGGAUAAGUGAAUACGGUACGUGGCGGGUCAACUUCAUCCCAUAUUGGAGGCUGACGGCCACGAUAGAUGCCUUCAGUCUUCACUACGCAAGCGUCACGAAAAAACCACGCAGCGUCAUAAAAAACCACGACCAACGCAAUCCAUGCGGUUGCCAUUGUAGCUGUACGCCAGCG